Nylanderia fulva is the source of this 1186-nucleotide messenger RNA. It is a transcript of the gene SelT, whose product is annotated as selenoprotein T. Gene Ontology annotation, biological process: cell redox homeostasis. The record is from RefSeq and is a predicted model, not a curated record. Lineage: Eukaryota; Metazoa; Arthropoda; Insecta; Hymenoptera; Formicidae. Gene Ontology annotation, molecular function: thioredoxin-disulfide reductase (NADPH) activity. Gene Ontology annotation, cellular component: endoplasmic reticulum membrane.
AGUUGACGCGCGCACGCGCACGUGCGAGCUGUCAAAAUCGAGGAUUACGUGUGUUUCGCUUAUAAACGACGCAAAAUCGAAUUGUUUGAAAUUGGAUAGAAAAAUACAAAUUUAUAUAAAUCUGACAGAAAUUCGACGAAAAAUUGAAUUAUUUUUGUAGAAUAAUCAAGUGGCCGAUAAAUAAUGUUGAUAUUCUCGAUUCGAUAGAUUACGAGGAGAGAAAGAGAGAAAGGAGAAACAGAAAGAAAGAGAGAGAGAGAGAGAGGAGAGAGAGAGAGAGAGAGAAAGAAUAGAUACCGAAACACCAUAUUCGAUGCGUUUAGUUGCAUUUAGUUGUCGCGUGGACGAGUACUAUUGUUUAUUUUCUUCGAUGAAUUAGGAUAAACAUGCGCUGGCUAAUUCGUCUGUGUACCCUUGCGAUUUUGCUGGUGCACAGCAUAGAUGUGAAUAGCGAGGAGGUGCCAUUAACCAAAUUCGGCGCAAAGACUGGGCCGACCUUAAGAUUCUUCUACUGCUACUCGUGUGGCUACAGAAAAGCCUUUGAGCAAUAUGUCAGUAUUCUUAAGCAAAAGUAUCCAGAACUUCAUGUCGAGGGAGAGAACUUCACUCCGCCAGGUUAUAAAAUGAUGAUUGCAAAAGCACUGGGAAUGCUGAAAAUUUUGGUAAUUGUUUUAAUCAUAAGUGGACUUGACUUCGGUCUGCCUCAAACAUCACUAUGGCAGUGGUGUAUGAGCAAUCGUUUUUAUUCCUGUGUACUGAUUUUCCUGCUCUGCAACGCGAUAGAAGGUCAACUGAUUUCGUCAGGCGCAUUUGAAAUACAUUUUAACGAUGUUCCUGUCUGGUCGAAACUUGAAACCGGCAGGAUACCUCAGCCACUGGAAUUGUUUCAAAUAAUUGAUUUCCAUUUAGACAUGCAGUUUUCAGAAAUGGAUAUCGGAAAGAUCAAAUUUCAAACAUAAGACGUAAUUUUAUUUUGUAUUAAAAAAUUAAUGUAAUUAUAUACCAUGCCACUGGAAGUUUGCUAAUGUGAUGAAAAUAUGUACAAUAUAUUUGCUAAGUAAGUAAACUCUUUAAUGUACACAUCUCUUAUCAUAGAUAGAAUACAUUCAUUAUAGAAUAAUUCCAAUAAGAGGAGUAUGAAAAUAUAUAAAUGUAAUUGAAAUAAAACUGUUACCAAAAUUUCUUA